Messenger RNA from Vanderwaltozyma polyspora DSM 70294, 1407 nucleotides. RefSeq names its product rRNA-binding endoribonuclease (gene NOB1). Gene Ontology annotation, biological process: maturation of SSU-rRNA; ribosomal small subunit biogenesis. NCBI's taxonomy places the organism in Eukaryota, Fungi, Ascomycota, Saccharomycetes, Saccharomycetales, Saccharomycetaceae. Gene Ontology annotation, molecular function: RNA endonuclease activity. The record is from RefSeq and is a predicted model, not a curated record. Gene Ontology annotation, cellular component: preribosome, small subunit precursor. The coding region runs from base 1 to 1407 and encodes 468 amino acids. The transcript has a single exon.
AUGAGUUCCGAUUCAAAUACUGCACAUGUUAAAGCAUUAGUAUUGGAUGCAACACCUUUGAUUACCCAAUCAUAUACUCAUUAUCAAAGGUAUGCAAAGUCCUUCUAUACAACACCAACAGUUUUCCAAGAAAUUAAAGAUGCUCAAGCUAGAAAGAAUCUUGAAAUUUGGCAAAGUUUAGGUACAUUGAAUCUGAGACAUCCAAAUCAAGAUUCCAUUGCCACAGUAAGUAAGUUUGCAAAAUUGACUGGUGAUUUCCAAGUUUUGAGUGCAAAUGAUAUUCAUAUUCUAGCUUUAGCAUAUGAACUAGAAACCGAAUUAAACAAAGGUGACUGGAGACUAAGGAAAGUGCCAGGUGAAAGUUUAGAUCAUUUAGGUAUAAGUGAUACAGUUGAACAUAUUAAAGAAGAUCAAGGCAAAGAAGACAAAGAAAGUGUUCCUAAGGAAGAAGGUGGGGAAAAGAAGAAGAAAAAGACAAGAAGAGGUGGUAAGAAGCAAAGGGCUAAGAGGGAAGCUGAAGCUCAAGUCGAAGCAGAAUCCCAACCUCAAGUCCAACAGGAUAAAGAAGAUGAUGAGGAAGUUAUAACUCAAGUUGAAGCUAAAGUUGAAACUGAAGUAGUUGUACCUAAGGUUGAAAAAGAGAACGAAGAAUUGGGAGAAGAGUAUGGAGAAGAAGAUGAUGAUGGAGAUUGGAUUACCCCAGAUAAUUUAACAGAGAUGAUAAUUAAAGAUAGCGGUGAAGAUACUACAGGUUCACGCGGUGUUGAAGCAUCAGAACAAGAACGUAAUAAUGCAUUAGAUUUACCAAGCAAUCAAGUUGCCCUAGCUACUGGGGAUUUUGCAGUACAAAAUGUAGCAUUGCAAUUAAAUUUAAACUUGAUGAAUUUUAUGUCGGGUUUAAGAAUCAAAAGAUUGCGUAACUAUAUGUUAAGAUGUCAUGCAUGUUUCAAAUUAUUGCCAUUGCCAAAGGAUGGUAAAGCCAAGCAUUUCUGUCCAUCAUGUGGGUUACAAAAUACAUUAUUAAGAUGCGCGGUAAGUGUUGAUUCUGAGACAGGUAAGAUCACACCACAUCUUAAGUCUAAUUUCCAAUGGAUUAAUAGAGGUAAUGUUUAUUCUAUAGCAAGUCCACUUUCCAAAAAUUCGCAGAAAAAAUAUGGUAAAAAGGGUUAUAUUCAUUCCAAACCACAAUAUCAAGAAGUUAUUUUAAGAGAGGACCAAAAGGAAUAUUCUCAAUUGAUGAAACAAGAAGAAUGGACCAAUAGGCAUAAUGAAAAGGUAUUAGAUAAUUGGAUUGGAGGUGGUUCUGCAGAUAAUUAUAUGUCGCCAUUUGCGAUUACUGGGUUGAAACACCAUUCAGUAAAAGUUAAUAGAGGGAGAUAUGUGAACAGUGUUAGAAGGAAAAAAUGA